Messenger RNA from Diplodia corticola, 654 nucleotides. RefSeq names its product protein cgi121. The transcript is spliced from 3 exons. Bases 1 to 654 code for a protein of 217 amino acids. The record is from RefSeq and is a predicted model, not a curated record. Gene Ontology annotation, cellular component: cytosol; EKC/KEOPS complex; nucleus. Gene Ontology annotation, biological process: tRNA threonylcarbamoyladenosine modification; telomere maintenance via recombination. NCBI's taxonomy places the organism in Eukaryota, Fungi, Ascomycota, Dothideomycetes, Botryosphaeriales, Botryosphaeriaceae.
AUGGCCGCCGUCCAGACCCUCGCGCUGCCGCACCUGUCGCACGCCCCCGUGCACGUCGCCCUGUUCACCCACGUCAGGAAUGCCGCCUUCCUGCGCCAACAGCUGCUCGACGGCAACCAAGCCUUCGAGUACGCCUUCCUCGACGCCACUGCGCUGCUCUCCACCACCCACGUCCUCGCCGCCGUCUUCCGCGCCCUCAACGACCAGCUCAACGGCCGCCUGAGGAGCCGCAACGUGCACUCCGAAAUCGUCUUCUCGCUGAGCCCAAACAACAACAUCGCCGACUCUUUCCGCCGCUUCGGCGUCCAGGAUACGACGACCGCCCUGCUAGCUAUCAAGGUCCCCACGGACGGCCGCCCUCUUUCGGCCAACCAGGUCGAGGCGCACCUUUCCGCUUCCGUCGAGGGCACUGCCGUCCCCUUCACCGACGACACCCUGUCUGAGUUCAGCGACCUGCCCCGGAUACGUAAGAUUUACAAGCUCGACGCCGCGCUGCCCAGCCAGAAGGGCAGAAACCCCCCCAAGAAGAGAAAGCAGCCCAACGGCCUCGCUCACCUGAACGGCUCCGCCGCUGACGAAGCUCCCGCGCCGAGCGAUGACAGGAAGGAGAUGGAGGCUUGCAUUCUGGGCAUCAUGGCGCUAAAGGGGUCUUGA